Frieseomelitta varia is the source of this 2464-nucleotide messenger RNA. Its product is annotated as protein mab-21-like. The transcript has a single exon. The coding region runs from base 392 to 1489 and encodes 365 amino acids. NCBI's taxonomy places the organism in Eukaryota, Metazoa, Arthropoda, Insecta, Hymenoptera, Apidae. The record is from RefSeq and is a predicted model, not a curated record.
UGGCACACAACUACAAGAGCAGUAGAACGGGUUGGUGGUUCUCGGCUGUCGUCGCGCGCGCGGAGUAUCUCGAGUCGCGCUCGUUCCACGAACAACACCUGCCGACGCCGAUCGCCGGACGCUCGUGCCACGCUUUCGUUCGUCUGUGACUCCUUCUUCUUCUUUUUUUUUUUCCCCCUUCUCUCGAAAGUGACACCGUCAUCGUCGUUUCGUCGUCGUCGCGGACGAUUCAGAAUAACGAAAGUGAUCACCCCGAGGAUCAUGGAGAGUAAGAGCGAGCUCACCGAUGCGAUGCGCGUCAACGCGAAAGAAUGAGGCUCGUUGGUUCCAGGGUAACUGCGAGGAAUCACAUCGUAGUCCUAUCGAUUGAAGGACACACACCUCGAGCAAGAUGCUGCUGCCUCAGGACAUGAUGGCAGCCCAGUCGAAAAUGCUGUACCAGAUGAACAAGUACUACGGCGAGCGCGUGCAGGCUCGCAUGGGCCAGGUACAGAAAACCAUACGGGAAGUGUGCAAGGUGGUACAGGAGGUUCUGAAGGAGGUGGAGGUUCAAGAGCCGCGGUUCAUCUCGUCCCUGACCGAGUGCAACGGCCGCUACGAGGGGCUCGAGGUGAUCUCGCCCGGCGAGUUCGAGGUGGUCCUCUACCUGAACCAGAUGGGAGUGUUCAACUUCGUGGACGACGGCAGCCUGCCGGGUUGCGCGGUGUUGAAGCUCAGCGACGGACGAAAGAGAUCCAUGUCGCUCUGGGUCGAAUUCAUCACCGCCUCUGGCUACCUGUCCGCGAGGAAGAUCCGCUCGCGGUUUCAGACGCUGGUGGCGCAGGCAUGCGACAAGUGCGCCUACAGGGACUCGGUGAAGAUGAUCGCGGACACGACGGAGGUGAAGCUUCGCAUCCGGGAGAGAUACGUGGUGCAGAUCACGCCGGCGUUCAAGUGUUCCGGCGUGUGGCCGAGAUCGGCAGCCCACUGGCCGAUCCCUCAUAUACCGUGGCCGCAUCCGAAUCUCGUGGCCGAGGUGAAGACCGAAGGUUUCGAUCUACUGUCGAAGGAGAGCGUGGCGCUUCAGGGGAAACAGUCGGCGAUGGAGGGCGACGCGUGGGUUCUCUCGUUCACGGAGGCGGAGACGAGGCUGCUGCAAGGCGGCUGUCGCAGACGAUGUCUGAGCAUUCUGAAGACUCUGAGGGACAGGCAUCUGGAUCUGCCGGGCAAUCCAGUCACCAGCUAUCACAUGAAGACGUUGCUGCUCUACGAGUGCGAGAAGCAUCCUCUGGAGACCGAGUGGGACGAAGGGUGCAUAGCGGACCGCAUAAACGGCAUCUUCCUGCAGCUGAUAUCCUGCCUUCAGUGUCGAAGAUGCCCGCACUACUUCCUGCCGAAUCUGGACCUGUUCAAAGGGAAGUCGCCCAGCGGCUUGGAGAACGCGGCCAAGCAAGUGUGGAGACUCACCAGAGAGUUGCUCACCAACAGCCGCGCUCUCGAGAAACUCUAGUAGAACACGCGUCGUUUCUUUUGUGGUUCCCAAAUCGGGGAGGAUUUGAACAACAAAGAGAAAGACAGAGACAGAGAAUCGUUUGGGGAUUUUUCCGGUGACUCGCGUGAAUCGCGACUUUCUUGGAUGCUGCUUUCGCGACUUGGAUGGUUCCUUCUCCGCCUUUGUGCUUUUUUAAUUAUCGCAAACGCGAGAGAUUUACUUUCACUCGCUGUCUUCUUGCACACGCUUCAGCGUAUAUUCAGGGUACCAGGGACGGUGUAAUGAGUUUCAUUACCGUUGUCCCAUCUUUCUUUCUUCUUCUUCUGAACCCUCUUCCCUUUUUUUAUUCGACGCGAGUCAAACGUCGGUUUUUUGUCAGUGCAAUAUCGUACGCCCAGUGUUUCGUUUCGGCGCGGAAGCAAUUGUUGCUAGGUUCUACGUGUUGAUUUUGGAUAAAACUCAUUCGACGAGGCAACUCGUUCAGUUCCACCGAUCGAAAUGUUCACCGAGCCGUCGGAGAUGUACGCCAGCUCGAAUAAUAUAUAUAUAUAUAUUACCGCGUUUUUUAUACGACCGAAGCUUUCGCUUGGAGCGAGAUCUCCUGCUUUAUUGAACGCAAAACGAACGACUUCUCCACUCAAGCGUUGCGAAAUGCGAGCGAUGAAAUACCUGAGUACCCGAUUAGCUGCUCCUAAUCCGUCUAAUGGCUAACGUAUGAAUCGUAUGAUCCGUUAUCGUUAAAUUAAUCUAAUGUUUAUGAUCGGUUAGCGAUCGAGCUGCCGGCGGUAGCUCGGCCCCACCAUGUUGUUGUAUGUACAUAAUUUUUUAUAUUAUUUAAACAAUAUUUAUUUCCACUUCGACAGUGAAUCGCUAUUCGAACACAGACACACACACACACACACACACACACACACACACACACACACACACACACACACACACACACACACACACGAUGUAAAUAAUGAUGAAUAAACGCAUUUCGUCUCAUAA